AUGCUCUCUGUAUUUCAAGUUUGCUACGCGGCCGAAGUCGCUCAGCGACAGGAUGACGCAUCCGUUAUUCUUAAUCCUUUUGUUUAUGCGAUGCCGAAGGUGGCAGAUUCAUCCAACAAUGGGAAGGACAAACCGAACUCUUGCGCGGAUGCUAUGUUCGGAGCAAAAACUCAGAAAUAUGCCCUCUACUUCAUAGUUUUCUUUUUGGCAUGCUUAACUAUCAAGGACGUUGUGGAAUUAGUCCAAGACUAUGCAGAAAAUACAAAACAAUCGGAUCUUUCGCUGCGCUUUAAUUCAUCCAUGGACUUCCCAAAUAUGACAUUUUGCAUGUCGACGCAGAUGGCCCGGUCACAUUGGAAAAUUGACCCGAACGGCAAUUCAACCGAAUGGGAUGCGAUUGUAUUAGAUGCUCUGACCGCAAUGGAUAACAAGACUGAGGCGCUAAGUUCUGCGAAUCCCUGGAACUAUAGAUUGAUCGUUGAAGCCUAUCAAGUGCUCUCUGGAUUGAGCUCAAUGGAAAGAGAAACAGAUGGACCUGGAGCAGCUCGUUCAAUCUAUUCAUUCCGAAAUAAUCCAGAGAGGGGUGCAAUUCGCGAGAUGUAUGAGAAAUGGCUUAGCUGGUGCGACAAAAACGAUAUCACCUAUCAAGAGUUGAUGCAAAAAGUCGGCGAACAAGUCUACAGGGCCUCUCAUAUCUCCUUUGACCGACACACAUUUGAUGACGAGCGACCAGUGAUCAGACCGGACAUCAGGAUCCGCUGGAUCUCCCUCCAACAAAUGUGCUGGUCUCCAGAAUUCAACAAGGAAAAUUUCCAAAGGAUCAACGAUCAAGGCAAAUUUUUCUCUCUACGCCUGUGGUCUAACUUGGACAACGUCAAGAAUUUGGACUGCAUGCACGUUGAUUUCCACGGAAGGGAUUCAUCCCUCAACCGCUUCAUGGAGGGAAAGGGCCGAGCCAGAGAUGGGCUUUUUGAUAUGAUGUGCUUUGCCCAGCAUCACCAACUGACUGUUGAAGUGAAGCAGCGCUACACAAUGCUGGAAAAUGAUGACAAUAAUACAGCAUGUGCCGAGAUGAAGGAGGACACGCCGAAUGAAUAUGAUUGCCGCGGGCGGUGUAGGAUGCAAAUGAUCCAGAAGAUCUGCAACUGUACGGCCAGGACCUUGGCACAUUUGGCUACAGAUGACGAGCUGGCUAAGAAUCCGCUUUGCGAAUAUGCUAAAUGCGCCUUAGACGUAAAUUUGGUGAAAAAGGGCGACUUCUCUGACGAUGCGUGCAGGGCAAAAUGUUUCCCCGAUUGUAGCCAGACAAGAUUUGAUGUCAAGCACGAGGUUCUCGGAAAACUUCCGAUGGAAAAUAUGACCUACGCCGAAAUCCAUUGGGGCGCUUUUGAAUAUAUCAAUAUGGAACAAAGCUACGUGUGGACAUUAUGGAAAUUUAUCGCUGCGUUAGGCGGUGCCAUUGGAGUGUGGCUGGGAUUGUCGGUCCUUUCGCUGAUACAAGGUAUCGGCUACAUCUACAACACGUUCGUCCAGAAAGUGGUGGUUGAGAAAAAGCCGCUGCUAAAUGAAGAUUCCCCUACACCUGAUCGAAAAAUUACAGGAGAUCGGAAAGUGAGCAAGUCUGCUAUGACACUAGCUGCAAACCCCCUGACCAGCCCAUGGAUGGAUGAAGAGAAGGGACAAAGAAGGAGAUCGAAACCAUCCACUGAUAACGGCUACAAGGCGAACCCCGUGCCUACGAAGAUCGUGGUCGAC
This is a messenger RNA of Mesorhabditis spiculigera, 1755 nucleotides long. The record is from the annotation of a GenBank genome assembly. Lineage: Eukaryota; Metazoa; Nematoda; Chromadorea; Rhabditida; Rhabditidae.